CCUUCGUAUUGCUUGCAUUCUUUUCCGGUACUAAAGUGGAGAGAUAUAUACAACUUUUCUAGGUGAUUCUAGUUGUAACCUCCAUACUUCGAUACAGAAUGCCACGAGAAAUUAAAGAAAUUAAGGACUUCCUCUUGAAAGCCAGGAGAAAAGAUGCCAAAUCCGUAAAAAUCAAGCAGAAUGCUGAGAAUGUUAAGUUCAAAGUUAGGUGUUCAAGAUUUUUGUAUACUCUUGUAAUUACCGACAUAGAAAAGGCAGAAAAAUUGAAACAAUCUUUACCCCCAGGUCUUCAAGUAAAAGAAGUAAAGAGGAGCGAACGUAUGUAGUUAAUGAAAUAAAAUAAUUUUUUAAUGAUA
Messenger RNA from Colletes gigas, 356 nucleotides. RefSeq names its product 60S ribosomal protein L38 (gene RpL38). Gene Ontology annotation, biological process: protein-RNA complex assembly; translation. The coding region runs from base 99 to 326 and encodes 75 amino acids. NCBI's taxonomy places the organism in Eukaryota, Metazoa, Arthropoda, Insecta, Hymenoptera, Colletidae. Gene Ontology annotation, molecular function: structural constituent of ribosome. The transcript has 5 exons. Gene Ontology annotation, cellular component: ribosome; cytosolic large ribosomal subunit. The record is from RefSeq and is a predicted model, not a curated record.